AUGGCUCCAUCAAGCAGGAGAAGCUUUAUUAAUAAAAAGUUAUUUUGUACCCAGUGCAAUCUAGAAAUAGAAGAAAGUGAUGAAAGCAUAGAUUGUGAUAAGUGCAACAAAACUUUUCAUGUAGUUUGUACUUUGUUAAACAAACGUCAGUUUAAUCAUCUGUUAGCAAACGAAAAAGAAGAAUUUGUGUGUCAUGUAUGUAAUAACAACAAUAACAUCCACAACACCAGUGCUUCUAUAACCGUUGAACUAAAUGCGAUCAAAACAGAGUUAAAGAAAUUGGAUCAGCUGAGUAGUUUACAUGAGACAAUGACAUUCAUGUCGAAACAGUUUGAUGACAUUCUUAAAGGUGUAGCAGAAAACAAGAAAAAAUUGGAAAUCGUACAAAAAGAGAAUAAAGCAUUAAAAUCUGAGAUUAAUAGUUUGAAAAGCUCUGUUAAGUUUCUCAGCGACCAACGAGUGCAAAACGAUUGUGUGAUAACUGGUGUAAAGCAAAAUGAAAAUGUGACAGCUGUUGAUGCAGUAGUAAAACUAUCAGCAGAUGUUGGUGUUACCGUGAAGCCCGAAAACAUAAGUGAUGCCUAUUUUCUGAAAAACAAAAGUAAUAAAUCUCAAUCUGUUGUGGUAAAAUUUUGUUCACAAAAACCUAAAGCUGAAUUGAUGUCGAUGAAAAGAAAAUUGAAAGAAAAGGAGGAAACUCAGAAUAUAUAUAUAAAUGACUAUUUGAGCAGAGAAACAAUGAAUUUUUUAAAAUAUGCGCGAUCUUUGAAGACCGUGGGGUACAAAGCUGUUUAUUCAAGAGGUGCUAAAAUAUUUGCCAAAAGAAACGAGACAUCCAAACCAAGGCUAUUAAAAUGUGAAGAUGAUGUUGAUAAAUUAUUAUCUGAAGCAACAACUUUCCAGCCCCCGCCUCGGCAAUCACAAGUGCCUCAUACGGAUGAAAAUUCUGAUAACGAUUAUGAAUCACCUUCUUAA
Messenger RNA from Lucilia sericata (common green bottle fly), 975 nucleotides. RefSeq lists its product as uncharacterized. The record is from RefSeq and is a predicted model, not a curated record. NCBI's taxonomy places the organism in Eukaryota, Metazoa, Arthropoda, Insecta, Diptera, Calliphoridae. The transcript has a single exon. Bases 1 to 975 code for a protein of 324 amino acids.